AUAGCAGGAGGAGGCGCUAUCGCCGCCAUCUUUGCCAGGAGAACAGUGAGCUGGUAGUGGCUGAGCAUCUCGGACUCAUCAGCCUCCAUCCACCCCGUGUAGUCCCCGUCGCCGCCCCGUCUCUUGGACAUGGACGAUCGGGAGGACCUUGUGUACCAGGCUAAGCUAGCUGAGCAGGCUGAGCGCUAUGAUGUGAGAAGAUUCCCAUCUCCUUUUUGUGCUUCUAUGAAUAUCUGUUCAGGAAAAAGGAAGCAGAAACUGGAUAGUUCAAGAGAAAUGGUUGAAUCAAUGAAAAAAGUGGCUGGAAUGGAUGUGGAGUUGACAGUGGAAGAAAGAAACCUUCUAUCUGUGGCAUAUAAAAACGUGAUUGGAGCUAGAAGAGCUUCAUGGAGAAUAAUCAGCAGCAUCGAACAGAAAGAAGAAAACAAAGGUGGAGAAGAUAAACUAAAAAUGAUUCGGGAAUAUCGGCAAAUGGUUGAGACUGAGCUGAAGUUAAUCUGUUGUGACAUUCUGGAUGUACUGGACAAACACCUCAUUCCAGCAGCUAACACGGGCGAGUCCAAGGUUUUCUAUUAUAAAAUGAAAGGGGACUACCACAGGUACCUAGCUGAGUUUGCCACAGGAAAUGACAGGAAGGAGGCUGCAGAGAAUAGCCUGGUGGCUUAUAAAGCAGCUAGUGAUAUUGCAAUGACAGAACUUCCGCCAACACAUCCCAUCCGCUUAGGUCUUGCUCUCAACUUCUCUGUAUUUUACUAUGAAAUUCUUAAUUCCCCUGACCGUGCCUGCAGGUUGGCAAAAGCAGCUUUUGAUGAUGCUAUUGCAGAACUGGAUACACUGAGUGAAGAAAGUUAUAAAGACUCUACGCUUAUCAUGCAGUUGUUACGUGAUAACCUGACACUAUGGACUUCAGAUAUGCAGGGUGAUGAUUCCUAAAGGAAAGUCCAACUGUUCAUUUCCCAAAAACUCUACUUUGUGAAGAACAGAAUAAAGAAGCGCUGCAGGAUGUGGAAGAUGAAAACCAGUGAGACACCAAGGCCAACAAGAGAACCCAUCUCUGACCACACCCACCCUCCCCAACAAAUCCCUCAGUGUCACUCUGAGACCCAUCAAAUCUGACUUUUACAUUGGGUCUCAGAAUUUAGGUUCCUGCCCUAUUGGGUUUAUUAUUAUUAUUUUUUUUUUUUUUUUUUACACAGUUUAAAAGUUCUUAAAGGCAAGAGUGAAUUUCUGUGGAUUUUACUGGUGCCAGCUUUUAGGUUCUUUAAGACACUAACAGGACUGCAUAAAGGUUUUUUCAGCAUUACUGUAUUGUCUUCUGCCAGAUGUGACUAUUAGAAGUGAAUAUUACAUCUGAAAGCCAUUAGAUUUUAGGGGAGAGAUUUGUUAUCGCACUGUAGGGCGCAUGUGGUGGCAUUUUUCCUUUUUUAUAAUUGUUUAAACUGAAUUUUAUACCAGUGUUUAAACUUAAUUGGGUGUUUAGCUUGAAGUUUCAGGUUGCAUUGGAACGUUUAUUGUAGUGAUUUUACUGUUUAAAAAAAAGUUUCCAAACUGCUGAAAUGUUGCUGAAAAAUAUGAUGCUGGUAACAGUUCAACAAUCCGUGGCUGCUCAUUCUUGCCUACUUUUUACUUUUCCUCAAAGCAGGUUAGCAUUGAAGGUGGCAUUGAAAAGCCUGCAUGCGUGUUCAAUAUUUUUUUUUCCCUUCCCCAUCCCUAUUCCCCUUCGCUCGCUCAACCUCUUUCGUUCAAAGUAUGUGUAACUUGAAGCUAAUUUGUACUACUGGAUAUCUGACUGGAGCCACAGAUACAAAAUCUGUAUUGUUCUUACUGAAACACAGCAUGGAAUUAACAUUAAACUUAAAUAAAACAAACCUAAAUUAAAAAAUGCCAAAUAUUA
Molecule: messenger RNA, 1894 nt
Organism: Dermochelys coriacea (leatherback sea turtle)
Lineage: Eukaryota; Metazoa; Chordata; Testudines; Dermochelyidae
Gene: YWHAE
Product: tyrosine 3-monooxygenase/tryptophan 5-monooxygenase activation protein epsilon
Exons: 8
Coding region: 130-933 (267 amino acids)
Biological process (GO): signal transduction
Cellular component (GO): cytoplasm
Source: RefSeq, a predicted model, not a curated record